This is a messenger RNA of Lepus europaeus (European hare), 930 nucleotides long. Its product is annotated as olfactory receptor 7A17-like. The transcript has a single exon. Lineage: Eukaryota; Metazoa; Chordata; Mammalia; Lagomorpha; Leporidae. Bases 1 to 930 code for a protein of 309 amino acids. Gene Ontology annotation, biological process: G protein-coupled receptor signaling pathway. Gene Ontology annotation, molecular function: G protein-coupled receptor activity; olfactory receptor activity. Gene Ontology annotation, cellular component: membrane. The record is from RefSeq and is a predicted model, not a curated record.
AUGGAACCAGGCAACAAAACUCAGCCUUCAGAAUUCCUCCUUCUGGGAUUCUCAGAGGACCCAGCACUGCAGCCCCUCAUACUUGGGCUCUUCCUCUCCAUGUACCUGGUCACUGUGGCUGGGAACCUGCUCAUCAUCCUGGCCAUCCUCUCAGACCCCCACCUCCACACGCCCAUGUACUUCUUCCUCUCCAACCUGUCCUUGGUGGACGUCUGCUUCACCUCCACCACCGUCCCCAAGAUGCUGGUGAACAUCCAGAUGCAGAGCCAAGCCAUCAGCUAUGCAGGCUGCAUCACCCAGAUGUUCUUCUUCAUACUCUUUGCAGGGCUGGAUGAUCUUCUGCUGGCCGUGAUGGCCUAUGACAGGUUUGUGGCCAUCUGUCACCCUCUGCACUACACGGUCAUCAUGAACCCCUGGCUCUGUGUGCAGCUGGUCCUGGUGUCCUGGAUCAUCAGUGUCCUGCAUGCCUUGUUGCACAGCCUAAUGGUGCUGCAGCUGUCUUUCUGUGCAAACCUGGAAAUUGCACAGUUUUUCUGUGAGCUGAGUCAGGUGGUCCACACCUCCUGCUCUGACACUUUUCUUAAUGAUGUGUUGGUAUUUCUUGCAGCAAUGCUCCUUGGGGGAGGUCCCCUGGCUGGCAUCCUUUACUCCUACUCUAAGAUCACCUCCUCCAUCUGUGCAAUCUCCUCAGCUCAGGGGAAGUAUAAGGCGUUCUCCACCUGUGCCUCUCACCUCUCUGUCGUCUCCUUGUUUUAUGGCACAAGCUUAGGUGUGUACCUCAGUGCUGGUGCAGCCCCCAGCUCAGCCUCCACUGCCACAGCCUCUGUGAUGUACACGGUGGUCACCCCCAUGCUGAACCCCUUCAUCUACAGCCUGAGGAACACAGACAUCAAAAGAGCUUUGAAAGGACUCUUUGGCCAGAAACUAUAA